Molecule: messenger RNA, 1703 nt
Organism: Saprolegnia diclina VS20
Lineage: Eukaryota; Oomycota; Saprolegniomycetes; Saprolegniales; Saprolegniaceae
Product: adenylosuccinate synthetase
Exons: 1
Coding region: 75-1580 (501 amino acids)
Biological process (GO): IMP metabolic process; 'de novo' AMP biosynthetic process
Cellular component (GO): cytoplasm
Molecular function (GO): adenylosuccinate synthase activity; GTP binding
Source: RefSeq, a predicted model, not a curated record
GCUGUUUUAAACGUGGGGCCGGCAGUCGAGCCCGCUACUUGUGAAAAGGUUCGGUCCCGCUCAAGUCAACCCGCAUGUGGAGUCGCGCAGUCCAUGGCCUCCGGCGCCACGCUGGCACGGCCUCGGCCGCGGCCGCCGGCGCCGGCGUCAUGUUCGCCGCCAUGAACAUGGGCCCGACGCCCCUCAUGGCGAACGAAGUCCCGCUCCGUGACACGACGCGUGGCAUGCUCCGCGAAGUGCUCUCGAAGCUCAACCGCAUCGAGAGCGCGGUCGCCAACCCCAAGCGCGAUGGCCCCGGCGUCGACGUCGUCCUCGGUGCGCAGUGGGGCGAUGAAGGCAAGGGCAAGCUCGUUGACAUGCUCUCGCAAGAGUACGACGUGAUUGCGCGUGUCGCCGGCGGUGCCAACGCCGGCCACACGAUUGUCUGCAACGGCAAGAAGUACAAGUUCCAUCUGGUGCCCAGCGGUGUCUUGAACGACAAGGCGGUCUGCGUCAUUGGCAACGGCGUUGUCGUGCACCUCCCGGCGCUCCUCAAGGAGCUCGAGAUGCUCAAGGACGCUGGCGUCGACUGCGAAGGUCGCGUCCUCAUCUCGGAUCGUGCGCACAUGGUGCUCGACUUGCACCAGGAAAUUGACGGCCUCAUGGAGAACCGCCGUGGCCGCAACAAGAUUGGCACGACCAAGAAGGGCAUCGGUCCGGCGUACUCGAGCAAGAUGCUCCGCAACGGCGUCCGCGUUGGCGACCUUCGCUACUUUGACGACUUUGCCGACAAGAUGCGUGCGCAGUUUACCUUUUACAAGGAGAACUACCCGGACCUCGACUUGGACGUCGAAGCCGAGAUUGAGCGCUACCGCGUCCUCAAGGAGCAGAUCCUCCCGAUCACGAUCGACUCGGUCGAGUACCUCAACAAGGCAUACGUCGCGGGCAAGAAGAUCCUCGUCGAAGGCGCGAACGCGACGAUGCUCGACAUUGACUUUGGCACGUACCCGUACGUGACGUCGUCCAACCCGUCGAUCGGCUCGAUCUGCACGGGCGGCGGUAUCUCGCCCAACCGCAUCAACGGUAUCAUUGGUAUUGUCAAGGCCUACUGCACGCGCGUCGGCGAGGGUCCGUUCCCGACCGAGCUCCACGACGACAUUGGUGCGCACCUCGGGACCGUCGGCGCCGAGUUCGGCACGACGACCGGUCGUCCGCGCCGCUGCGGCUGGCUCGACAUUCCCCAGAUGAAGUACUCGAACCUCGUCAACGGCUUCACCGAGAUCAACCUCACGAAGCUCGACGUGCUCACGGGCCUCAAGGAAGUCAAGAUCGGCGUCGCCUACUGGCACAACGGCAAGAAGCUCUCGGGCAUGCCGUCGAACCUCCAGCCGCUCGAAGAGUCGACGGUGCAGUACGAGACGCUCCCCGGCUGGUCCGAGGACAUCUCCAAGUGCCGCACCUUUGAGGAGCUGCCUGUGAACGCGCAAAAGUACGUGCUUCGUGUCGAGGAGCUCCUCGGCACGCACAUCAAGUGGAUCGGCGUCGGCCAGGACCGCUUGGACGUCAUUGAGCGCGCCCGCCCCCUCCCCAAGACGGUCUAAACACCUUUCAAUGAUGGUGCAUGUGGUGACGAUGAGGAUGGACGAGAGCGCGAUUCGCACAGCGCGCCGAAGACACUAGAGUGGCUUUCAAGUGCUGUUAAAUCUAUCUUAUUAUUGUUCCAA